This is a messenger RNA of Paramuricea clavata, 1645 nucleotides long. The record is from the annotation of a GenBank genome assembly. NCBI's taxonomy places the organism in Eukaryota, Metazoa, Cnidaria, Anthozoa, Malacalcyonacea, Plexauridae.
AUGUCUGCUGGAGCCGCGUUUUGGGCUACACUGGAUUCAAAUUGUAUCGAUGGUGAUAAUUCUUAUGACUUUGAUCCAAGUUACGGCAUCACAACCGACGGCUACUGUUAUUGUUUAUACGGGGGCGAAUCGUGGGGAUGUAAGUUGUUGAUUUUGUUUAUUCUCUCGACAAGUCUGAAUUUUUCCCCUAUCGGUCUUGCAGUCACCUGAACUGAAGAUAUUGCAGGCGAUGUUAAAAUUCAAUUCUGUCGCUCUCUUAGAUGCGGCUAGUUGCUCCGACCUGAAAACUGUUCGCGAAGCUACUGGUGCAGUCACGAUAUUCUUUGCUCUUUUUGCUAUCGUCACUUUGGUGGGAUCAAUUUAUGGCUGCAUUGGAACUUGCUGUGCACGCCGGGUAAAUUAUGCUUGGUAUAGAGAUCUAUUUGAAGUAAUAUGUCAAAUCCGACUAUGAGGAUAAUUAUUAAUAAUAAUUAUAUCGACAAUUUCAUCAAAAUGCGAGGACUUGAAAUCUAGUCCAGUCCGAAUUGAAGGAUUGGAAUGACAUCUCAUACAAAUAAAUCACUACUUAAAGUGAGGUGAAUUAAUUUUGAUCCACCCAGUCAAAGACUGAAUUAAUUUUGAUCCAGUCCUAUAGGACUGGAUCAAUAUACUUCAUGGUAUCCAGUAGUUUUCAUGUGAGCAAAAUAAAGCAAUAUAUGGUUGGCUAAUUUACUCAUGAAUUGUUAAUGAGUUUGACCCCAACCGAUGGCCUUGCCUGGCUAUUUUAAUAUUUUUCUAUUACAGUGUAGUUAAUUUGACCAAGACUUCCUGGAUAAGCUAACCAGACGAUGUUAGGCUAGGUGGAUAAAUAACUAUAUAGGGGCAACAUAGUCUGGUUAUUUUAACAUGCCAUAACGUCUUGGUCAAAUAUACCAGAUUCCUGGUUUCAUUAAGAAACAAAGUGAGAUAAAAUAACCAGGAAUUUAAACAAGAAAUAUUAAUUUAACCUAAAUGGCGUUAUUUCAUGGUUAACCUGGCAAUUUUGGUUAUCGUUCCAUGUUUCGUGCAAUAUAAGUUAGGGUUAGGUAUUAGGGGUGAGGUAUUAGGGGUUAGGUAUUAGGGGUUAGGUAUUAGGGGUUAGGUAUUAGGGGUUAGGUAUUAGGGGUUAGGUAUUAGGGGUUAGGUAUUAGGGGUUACUUAUUAGGGGUUACUUAUUAGGGGUUAGGUAUUAGGGUUUAGGUAUUAGGGGUUAGAUUAGGGUUAUGGGUUAGGGUGUGUAUAUAUGUGAAUGGAGGUAUGCAGUUAACUUUUCAGUACACUAUAAUAUCCAUUACAUAACGUUUACUAUAUUGGUGCGCGAAACAUGGAACGAUUACCGCAAGUUAACCAGAGUGGUUUUAAAGUGUAAGUAGAAGAAAUAUGAUUUUUCACAAAAAUAACAUAUUUAUGUUGUUAAUAGGAACCUGCAACUGUUAUCGUCACAACAGGUCAACAACCGAAUACAAUAAUGAUUACCGCACAAGCACACUCGGCUUCCAACCAGCAGCCACCACCAAAUACAGUGGUGAUGACCACACAAGCAUACCCGGCCUACAGCCAACAGCCACCACCUUAUGGUCAACCUGCUGGUCAAGGCCAAAUGGUUGUCGAUAGCAAAGCUUAUUGA